Molecule: messenger RNA, 789 nt
Organism: Strongyloides ratti
Lineage: Eukaryota; Metazoa; Nematoda; Chromadorea; Rhabditida; Strongyloididae
Product: Enoyl-CoA delta isomerase 2, mitochondrial
Exons: 1
Coding region: 1-789 (262 amino acids)
Source: RefSeq, a predicted model, not a curated record
AUGCAUUCCUCCGUUGAUUUAAAAAAGUACAAAUUCAUUCUAACAGAAAAGGAAAAUGAUAUUUUUAAAAUCACAAUUAAUAAAGUUAGAACAUUAAAUUCAUUGUGUUUUGAAUCAUUAAGAGAAAUAUCUGAUGCUGUUAGAACUUCUAAUGAAUGCAAAGAUACAAAAUAUACUGUUAUAACAGCAAAUGGUAAAUAUUUUUGUGCUGGUAUGGAUUUUAAACAAUAUUUUGAAUGGAAAACUGAAGGUAUUAUUGCAAAUCAAGAAAGUAUGAAGAAAGAUUUUGCUGAAUUUGUUAAUUGUUUCCUGUACCAUGAUAAACCAUUAAUAGGUGCAUUAAAUGGUCCUUCUAUAGGUGGUGGAGUAGCAAUGGUAACCUAUUUUGAUUAUACAAUAGCUUCAGAGGAUACAUCUAUUGUACUACCAUUUACUAAAUUUGGUUUAACUCCAACUGAUUUAAUUUCAUAUCGUCUUCCAUUAAUUCUUGGUAUGUUAAAAGCAAAUGAAAUGUUGCUAUUGGGAAAACCAUUAACAGCUAAAGAAGCUUAUGAUUUAAAGUUGUUUAAUGAGGUUGUCAAAAAAGAAAACCUUUGGAAAUCUGUUAUUAAAGUAGUAAAUCAAUUUAAUAAAGCAAAAAUUGAAGAUAUAAUAGCUGUGAAAAAAAUGAUAAGAUACAAUGAGAGACAAAUAAUUCAAGAUUGGAGUAAUAGAGAAAUUGAAAGUUUUGUGGAAGGUUUAUGUAAACCGGAAUUUUAUGAAUCUAUUUCUAAAUACAAAAAAUCUUAA